AUGGAUUACAACCGAGACGGCAACGUCGUCCAAAUCAUCACCGGCGGUGGCGGUGCUGACAGCUGGUCGAGUGACCAAGCAGAUUGGGCGACGGAAGACGAGUAUCGCUACUGGAACGGAAACGAAGCCGGCGAAACCACUCCAUCCUCAAACUCCAAUUGCGAGCGACAACAGCGUUCGGGGAGCGAGCCGCCGAACAAGAAAUCGAGAAGCAGUUCGCAAGACGGAGGAAAUGGCGGUGGAUCCAAUCGAGCGAAAGCGAUAGGGAAGAUGUUCUUCAAGACGAAACUGUGCUGCAAGUUUCGCGUGGGGACUUGUCCUUACAUAACGAAUUGUAACUUUGCUCACAGUGUUGAGGAGCUUCGUCGGCCGCCGGCGAAUUGGCAGGAGAUUGUGGCGGCGCAUGAGGAAGAGAGGAACGUGCUUGAGCAGCCGAGGGAGGAGUUUCAGAUUCCGACGGUGGGGUCGAGUACUUUUGUUGGGGAGAGUAUGAAUAAUAGGUCGUAUAAGGGUAGGCAUUGUAAGAAGUUUUAUACUGAGGAAGGUUGUCCUUAUGGAGAUAGUUGCACUUUUCUUCAUGAUGAGCAAUCGAAGAAUCGCGAAAGUGUUGCUAUAAGUUUAGGUCCUGGUGGUUAUGGUGGUGGAGGUGGUGGUGGUGGAGGUAGUUCUGGUAGUGGCGGUGGUGGUGGUAGUGGGAGUGGUGUUGUUGUUGUUGCGGCUGGUGCAGCGGCAGCUGGGAGUGGGCCGAAUUUGAAGCCUUCGAAUUGGAAAACUAGGAUUUGUAAUAAGUGGGAGAUGACUGGGUAUUGCCCCUUUGGUAACAAAUGCCAUUUUGCUCAUGGUGCUACAGAGUUACACAGAUAUGGAGGUGGGCUUAUGGAAGGAGAAAUCAGAGAUGGUGUUUCUGUUGUUGCCUCCGACGCAAAACAGGGAGUAUUUUCAAAAAAUCACGCUGAUAAUGUGGUUGCAUCAACUCCACCUAUUGCUCAUUCAGAUGUUUAUCAUAUUGGAGUGCCUUCACAGAGACCUUCCAUUGUGAGUCAGCAGCCAGGACAGAGAGCUCAUCACAAGUGGAAAGGUCCAGAUAAAAUCAGUAGGAUAUACGGCGAUUGGAUCGACGACUUCGACUAG
This is a messenger RNA of Vicia faba (fava bean), 1131 nucleotides long. Lineage: Eukaryota; Viridiplantae; Streptophyta; Magnoliopsida; Fabales; Fabaceae. The record is from the annotation of a GenBank genome assembly.